This is a messenger RNA of Melospiza melodia melodia, 4983 nucleotides long. It is a transcript of the gene NHSL2, whose product is annotated as NHS like 2. The transcript has 8 exons. NCBI's taxonomy places the organism in Eukaryota, Metazoa, Chordata, Aves, Passeriformes, Passerellidae. The record is from RefSeq and is a predicted model, not a curated record. Gene Ontology annotation, biological process: cell differentiation. Bases 1043 to 4615 code for a protein of 1190 amino acids.
AGCAGGGGUGACUCAGGAGAUACUGAGGGGCUGGGGAUCUUGCAGGGAUGCCGUUCCUGCAGGAGAGUAGAGCUCAGCUGCCCUUCAAGCGAACUGCCCUGGAAUUCAGCUUCAGUCCUUGUGUACCUGCCAUGGCCACAACACUGAGCCUGGACACUGGCUCAAGCUCAGCAGGACUGCAUCUGCUGCAGCUGGUGGUGCUGAGUCUGGGAACAUUCCAGGCAGAUGUCCAUUGGCAGGCAGGGUAGGGGAUGCUGCCUGCUCCUCUCUGCAUGCCCUGGGGCCAGGAGGGCACUGGUGCCAGCAGGGAGUCUGGUGAACCCCCAACCAGAUAUGCCUCAGUUUCCCUCAGCAGCAAGGCUGGCCAGGCUCAGGUCUAGACUGCUGGGGUUGGUGGGAUGGAGCUGUCCCUCUGGCUCUGCUGUGCCAGGAUGCCUUUAUCUCCUGCAGGCAUUUGCCACAGGGUUGGAGCCCCUCAGAGGUAUUUUGUGCUCUGAGCCUGUCGCUGAUAAGCGUGGUGGGAGGGUCACUGCCAAGGGCAUUGGCAAAGCUCAGCUCCACUGCCCCAGCCGGCCGCUGUCUCCUCUUGCCGGACACUCCUGCUUGGCUGGGGCAUCCCGUGCCCACAGAUGGCUGUGGCACCUGGGCUUCCUUGGACACUCACAGCCUGCCCUUGUAGUGAGCCUGCAUCAGGCUGCUCCCAAACACUGCCUGUCCCUCGGGAGCACCAUGGCAGUGAGUCAGGACUGCUGGCUCCUUACAUCCAUCGCCGAGCUGCCGUGCGGUGCUGGGCUUGGCGUGCUGCUCCCAAAACACCCUCAGAGCCACUGCUCACGAAGCACCCUCGGAGUGGCUGCUCCCAGGGAGCCAAAGCCUCAGGGUGCUGCUCGCUCUGGCACAGUGCUGUCCUUGCAGUGCACGUUUGGGCCAUCUGGGCGCCAGGAGAGUGCUCAGCUCAUGGGUUCUUGCCCCCACCCCUUCUCCCCUGCUGGGGAGAUGGAGCCCACGAUGCCUAUGCCUCGGUGAUGCCAGCACCUUGGCGAUGCCAGCAGCCCAGCAGUGCCUGCACCGCAGCCCACACCGGCUCAGGACCGCGCUGUGCCACUCACAGUCCCAAAUAAGCGUGUGUCAGCAAACAGGGGAAGGCUCCACAGGGGAGGACCCCGGCACUGCGUGUUCCCCUUCUGGCCGAAGCUGCCCCCAGGCAGGGCAGGGUGCUGGGCGUGGGUGCUGCCCCGUUUCCGCCGCGCCCAGGGCGGCCCCGGCUUUGGUGCUGUGGUUUCCCCACGUGGUCGGCGCCCGAGGUGAUGGCAGGGGUGACUCGGCAGCAGGGGCGAGGAGCGGAGCCACCUCUAACCUGGACCUCGAGAGCAAGAAAGCCGCCCCCGCCAAGCUGCCAUGGCAGCAGCCUGUGAACGUCUUCCUGGCAGCUGGGCGCCCGCCGGGCAUGGAGCAGCUGCACCAGGAGGCCCAGCUCAACCUCCAGAGCUUGCUGCAAGAGGAGUAUGAGGAGCAGUACACCGAGAGCAGGGUCACUGGGCAGACGUUCCGCGCUGCUGGUCACCCGCCCUCCGACACCUCCCCUGAACCAUCACCUCGACCCCCACCUGCCAAGCGCCUUGAGUUCGUGCUUAUGCCCCCGAGCCAGCGAGCGGCCGAAGAGGAGACCACCAGCAGCACUGUGCUCAGUGCUCGGCCUCCUGACACCUCCCUGAGCCUCCCCACCAGUCCAGACAAGCAGCAACCCUGGCCCAGCGCCUUCCCCUUGCCCCCUGAGGAGGAGAAGCAGUGGCACCAGCCCAGCUCCAUCCAGACCAACAUUGUCCCCAUCAAUGUCUCCGGGCAGCACUUUGCUAGGCUUGCGAGUGCUCGUCACUCCCUGUUUAACACAGAGACUGCGAUGAACCCAAAGUCCACCCUGCGGCGUAGACGGACCAUUAUUGGAUUCCCUAACCUGUCCCUGCGAGACCAAGGCAGUGCCAACGGCCCCACCUCCAGCACACACGCGCCCAUCGAUGAGUCCCUGUCCUGCAGCUUUGUGCCUGAGACCACGAGCAGGGGCACUGCGCCCCAGGAGAUCAGCGCUCGUCCGCCCCUCUCAGCCCCACUGAGGAAGACCUUCAGUGACCUCGGGGCCCUUCGCUGCCAGCCACCUGCUGCCAUGGAUGGGGCAGCCAACCCCUGUGCCAGUGCCUGCAAUGGGACACAGGGCACCCCUUUUUCUCCGCCCUGGACCCCCGUGGGUUAUGGGAGCCCCCCCAGCCUUACCACUGGCCCAGGCAAGGGGCCCACCUGCACCUCGCCGGGCAGCUUCAUUCCAUCGCCCAGCCCAGGUUCACCCGCCGCCUCCACCUCCUUCUUCAUCGCCACAGAAGAGCGCAUGGGCAGCAAUGGGCCCAGCUUUUUCUCUGGCCCAGUGCCUGCUUCCCCACCCAGCUCCAGGUGCAUCCAGGGAGCCAAGGGGAAUUUCUUGCCAGGAAGCCAAGAGGAGCUGGAGCCAGCGGCAGGGCCAGCGCAGCUGGAGGUGGAGCGGGCAGGGUGCCGGUUCCGUGAGCGGUCGCUGUCGGUGCCCACUGACUCGGGGUCCCUCUGCUCUGUGGACAUCACGUAUGCUGAGACCCGGCGGGGCAGCGCCAACUACGCCCUGGGCUACCCCAGCGCCAGCUCCGAGGGCAGCACCAGCACCGACAACAUCUCCCUGGGGCUGGAGCCCGAGGGGCAGCGGCGGCGGCGCUCCAAGAGCAUCUCCCUGAAGAAGGCCAAGAAGAAGCCCUCGCCACCCACGCGCAGCGUCUCACUCAUCAAAGAGGGGCCGGAUGGUGAUGAGGGGCUCAGCGCGGCACUGCCCAAGGACCAGCGGCCCAAGAGCCUGUGCAUCCCACCAGAGCUCCAGGGUCACCGGCUGGUGCACGCCGACCCUCAGGGGAGUGCAGGCAGGGAGCCCAACAGCACAACCGCCCCCCACCAGUGGCAUCUCACAGACUGGAGGGCUGGCAGUGAUCCCUACCAGUCCCUGUCUGGCUCAAGCACAACCACAGGGACCACUGCUGUUGAGUGUGCCAAGACACGGGGCAGCUCUGAGUCCCUCGUGUCUCCUUCAGUCUCCAGGGCCACGACGCCCUCCCAGCUCUCUGCCGAGGCAGACCUCAAGACCUCCUCGCCAGGCAGGCCCACAGGGCUGAUGUCCCCAUCCAGCGGGUACUCCAGCCAGUCAGAGACCCCAACCCCCACCGUACCCACCUCCACCAUCCUCGGGCACUCCCCGCACCAGGUGCGCGUGAGGCCACUGGUCCCCGAGAGGAAAUCCUCUCUGCCCCCCACAUCCCCCAUGGAGAGGAGCCCCAAGGGCAGGCUGUCCUUCGACCUCCCACUGACUCCACCCGCCCACCUUGACCUCUCAGGGCUGAAGAUCUCCCUGAAGGGGAAGACUAAGGUCAGCCGGCACCACUCUGACUCCACCUUUGGCACCAAGCUGGCCCAGAAGACCAGUCCCAUCACACCCAUCAUGCCCGUGGUGACACAGUCCGACCUGCGCUCUGUCCGCCUCCGCUCCAUCAGCCGCUCAGAGCCAGAGGACAGCGCUGAUGGCCUAGAGCACACAGAGGAGCCAGCACACAUCCCCUGCCCUGGGCCGGAGAGAAAAGUGAAGCCACCUGUGGCAGAGAAGCCACCCCUGGCCAGGCGCCCCCCGUGCAUCCUGCCCAAGCCCCCAGUUCUGCGGGAGGAGGGUCCCCUGUCCCCCAAAUCCCCACCAGGCACUACCGCCAAGGAGAAGGGGCUGGCACAGGAUGCCUUUGUGGUGCGGCGGAGAGGGGAGCUGAGGAGGAGCUCAGCUCUGGGGGAGUCCCACUUGUCCCUGACCCCAGCGGGGCCCCGGCGGCUCUCCCAGGGCAGCCUGGACGAGCUGCGGCCAGAGCGGAGCAGUGCCGAGGGGGAGCGCAGGAAGGCCAAGGUACCCCCGCCAGUGCCCAAAAAGCCCAGCGUGCUGUACCUGCCACUCAUCCCAGCCCCAGCACAGCUGGGAGCUGGUGCGGGGGACCUGCCACCCACCCCCAGCCCCAUCAUCACCCUGGACACUGAGCCCACCUGCUGCGACCCUGACGCUGAGGAGCCGCCAUCCCCCAAGGCCGUGGGCACCACGCCUGCCAGCGAGCCUGCCUCAGAGCAAGGCAGCUCAGCAGAAGCCGGCAUGGAGGAGAAGAGCUUUGCCAGUGACAAGACAGCUGAGUCCAUCGUGGAGGAGGACGAUGAGGUGUUCACGACGUCCCGCACUACAGAGGAUCUCUUCACAGUGAUCCACAGGUCAAAGAGGAAGGUCUUGGGGCGGAAAGAGCCUGGUGACACCUUCAGCAGCCGACCCACCUCCCACUCACCUGUAAAGACUUCAAGCUCCCCAGCUGGAGAGUCUCUGGCAGCAGCAGGCAACAGUGGGAAGUCUUCCAGCAGGAAUGAGGAUUUUAAAGCCCUGCUCCAGAAGAAGAGCAGCAAAACAAGCCCUGGUACUCGGCCAUCUGCCGCCGAACUGCUCAAGACCACAAACCCGCUGGCCCGGAGGGUCAUCACAGAGUUUGCCCCUGAGCUGGACGGUGCAAACAGCCCCAAAAGCCAGCCCUGACCACACAGGGGCUCCUCCAGCCGAGAGGAGAGAGCGCUGCAGAGAGAGCGCUGCUGCAAAGGGCUGUCCUGGCUGCUGGGGAGCCCCUGUAUCCUGCUGGGGGGUUCUUCUGCUUUUGUUCCUUACCUGGAGAGCUGCUGGCAGAGAGGCAGUGGCUGAAGCCCAAGCUCUCAUGACUCUGGGCCCUUCCCAUGGGAGAAGUUGCUAGAACUGGCCCUGGCUGAGCCAGCUCCUGGGAUUGAAGGCACCUGCCCAGGAAGCAGAACAGGAUCACAGCCCCUGGUGUUGCCUGAUGCCUGGUGCAAAGCAGCUUGAGACUCUCUGGUCCCUUCGGCAUGUGGUACUUUAAACAGAUUUUCUAAUGCACA